GUCAACUGUCAAGCCCGAAAACAUCAAGCCAUCAGUCCAUCUUUUCAUAUUUCGACGCUUGGCAGCGAAUUAACGCAGCCCGAAAAUGAGUAGCGAAAGGGAUUGCGCCCUUUGCCUAACCAGCGAAUCCAAAUGGCUAUUGGACGUGUUUAGUGAAUCCAACCGGGACCUGCAUAUGGCAUCGGUCAUAUCGAAACACCUGUGGUUUGAUCUGAAUCCCGCCAGCGAGCCUCACAUUUGUAUGGAUUGCUGGACCACCAUACACAACUUCCAUCGGUACUACACCAAGCUCGAAGCCCUCCACGAUCGGGACGAUGGAAUCACAGUCGAUGAGUCGACCGCGAACGAUGAGAUGGGAGAGCUGAAAAACAUUGAAUUCCUCGAGGAAGAUGCCGAGGAGCUCCGGAUGCAGAUGAAACAGAUUCCCAAUGCUUCGUACGAUGGAAGCGAAGAGCAGGAAAGCCCCAGCAGGGGCUCGGCACUUGAGAGAAAGAAGAAGUCAAACGAUCAGGAGUUUAGCCUUUUCGAAAUCGAGGUCGAGCAGGACGGAGAUGGAACGGUUUACCGACUGGAUGCAUUUGAAAACCACGAACAGACGGACCGGCCCGAAUCAGAAACCCGCAAACAGCCUGUUAUAUUGAACGGCCAAAUGAAACCGUCCAGUGCUGGAGAAAGUUCAACCGUCGCUAUCGACUUCUUCGUACCGGAGGACGAACCGCCCGUCAAGCGUGGCCGAGGCCGCCCACGGAAGCAGAUCAAAGUAGAACCGGACACAUCGUUGCGGAUCAUUAAAAAAGAAAACAAUUCCAGCAUGGACGAGCACAACACCUCCCUGGAUUCGACGGGUGGCAACGAUGAGCAAGUGCCUGUUAAGCGUCGCCGAGGUCGUCCACCGAAGAAUGCGAGUGUGCAGCGAAACGCCUCACCAAUCGUACCCACCCCAAGGGCAAUAAAGAGAGAGGUAAAAACGGAGCGGGAAGACGAGGAUGCGCCAGACAGUGGUGGUACCCCACGACCCGAACGGAGAUCGACACGUGUGCGGAAGGCAAAAUAUUUCAGCGAUAUGGAGCAGGACAGCAAUGAGGAGGAGGAUGAGGAGGAGGAGGUACAAGAGGAAGAAACAGAGCCGAGCGAAUAUGAACCUGGCGAUGAUCCGGAGUACGAGGCGAGGCUGCAGCUUCAACGGGAACUGAAUAUGGAUGAUUUUGCCUUCUACGAGUAUCAGUGCAGUCUGGAGAACGAUCACGGUGCGCGCGAUAACAAGAUCUUUCAGUAUGUGGACGAGUUUGCGUGUCACGUGUGUGAGGAGAAAGUGACGUUCAAACGGUUUGCCGAAGCGCACUUGCACUACCGGGUGGAGCACAACCAGCCGCCGUAUCUGAAGUGUCCCAGGUGUGAGAAGAAAUGCCACACGCCGGGAAUGUUCGUGAGUCACAUGGAGACGCAUGACGAUCCGGAGAAGAAUAAGUGCCAGAUUUGCGGCAAGUACACGGACUGUAACAUAUCGCUGAAGAAGCACAUGCGCGUGCACCAGAGCCAGCUGGAGGAGAACCUCCCGUAUCCGUGCAGUUUGUGCAAGCGAAAGUUCGAGACGGAGGAUCUGCGGGAGAAGCACGAGAAGCUGCACGUGCCGAAACCGCACGUACCGAAGGAGAAAGGACCCGACCACGAGGUGCUGGACUUUUACAAGGUCAUCGCGUGCGAUAUAUGCGAGGAGGAGCAGACCGACUCGCCGACGUACGACAACCUGAGCGACCUGCGCGCCCACAUGGUGAAGGAGCACAACAAAAACAUGUACCUGCGGUGUCCCUAUUGUUCCACCAGGCAAGUCAACCGGCAACAGGUCAUCACGCACAUCGACAUGCACAACAAUCCGGACAAGUAUCGAUGCGAAGUCUGCAAGGAGGUGCACCAGAAUCUGCAUCAACACAUGAUGAAGGCCCAUGCGCCAACUACGGCGGACGAGGCGGACAAAAAGUACAAGUGCGACCAGUGUGGAAGGUCGUUCAACUUCCUGGCGAACUUAAAGAUGCACGUGGAUUGCGUCCACGGCGUGAAGGACGUGAAGUGCAAUGUGUGCAACAAAUUCUUCAACUACAGAGCCUAUCGGACGCACAAGCGUACCGCGCACACCGACCUGAUGCUGAUGUGCGAGCUCUGUCCAAAGAUGUUCAAAAAUCGAAAGUCGUUCGAAGUGCACAAAGCUUCGCACGAGGGCCUGAUGCUGCGGAUGACGAACUGUGUGCUGUGCGGUAAGCUCAUACGCACCUGCAGCAUGUCGAAGCACAUGAAAACGAUCCACUCGGAGGAGGACCCGGUCAAUUGCGAUCUGUGCGGCAAAAUGUUCCGCACCACGUUCCACAUGAAGCGCCAUCAGAAGAACACGUGCGAGGUGACGAUGGAUUCGCGCUCCUUCAAGUGCGAGGUGUGCGGCAAGGGUUUCUCCACCAAGCUGACGAUGAUGGAACAUAUGACGACGCACACGCGCACCAAUCAGUAUCAGUGCGCGUUCUGCUUCAAAUCGUUCGGCUACAUCUCGAACCUGUACAAGCACCGGAAGAAGGCACACCCGCUCGAGUGGCAGGAGGUGCAGGCGCACCCGGAAGAAAACAUUGCAUCGGUAAUCGUCGUUCGAAACUGAAGUGCUGUGGUUUUCUGUUUUCUUUACCAUUCUUCUUUUGAUAAACUUUCAUUUUGGCCGUUUACUGUACAGAACUCAGCAGUUUCUUUUCCACCCGGCCACAUUAACAGAUGGGACUUUUGUAAGCGAAAGCGUAUAGUGAGGACUAGUUUAGCAAUAAAGUAUUUUCCAUAUUUGCGUUCGGUGGAACGCAUUUCGAAA
Anopheles coluzzii is the source of this 2842-nucleotide messenger RNA. RefSeq names its product zinc finger protein 665-like. Gene Ontology annotation, molecular function: DNA binding; zinc ion binding. The record is from RefSeq and is a predicted model, not a curated record. Bases 86 to 2641 code for a protein of 851 amino acids. NCBI's taxonomy places the organism in Eukaryota, Metazoa, Arthropoda, Insecta, Diptera, Culicidae. Gene Ontology annotation, cellular component: nucleus. The transcript is spliced from 6 exons.